UGUUUGAAAACAUAAAUUAGUUCUUGAAUGAAACAAAUAAACACAGUUAGCUAAGUUCAUGGAUAAAUCAUACAAUAUAUGUAUGGGAUUGACUGUGUUGGGCACCAUCCAGAUCCUUUCACCAAACCAAACGAACCUUCUUGCCAUCUUCCAAAUCCGGAUCUACAAUUUGCAGAUUUUCCGAUGUUGAUUGCAAUUAGCGAUUCGUUUAUCUGCGGUUUGCUUUUUGCAAUUCCAAUUUUGUUAACGAAGAAGAAGAAGUAAAUCUGAACACAAUGGGAGAACACAAGUCUUCAUCUAAGAAAAACUCUUCCAGAAUGAAGAGGCUCAAAGUUUCCUCUAAGGUAUUUUUUUUCAACUCUCCUUUUCGAUGCUUUCCAUGUAUUGACAUAAUAAUAUUCGUUUCGCUUGCUCUGUAUUAUGUAUAAUUAAUGUUCGUGUGUGGUGUGUUGCUUUAUUUCUAUUUCGUUUUGAAUAUAUGUGUAUAGUUAUGUAUUUUAGGGUUUAUCUUCAUCUUAAACUAAAGUCAUUGAACUUUGUUUUGUAUCAAAUAAAAUCAUUCAACUUAAGGUUUUAAUUUUUAAUCUACUUUAAUUUGCUUUUUAAGGGCUUAUGUUUUUUCUGAUUACUGAAUUAAUUUUGUGAUGUUAUGGAAUAUUUGUUAAUGUCCUUUUGUAGAGAUGCUAAUAGUUCCCUUUUUACUGGUGGUGGAAAUAUGGAAGAGAAUUAAAACUGGUUAGUUAUCUGCUAUGUUGCUCGGAUACUCCUAAAAUGCACUACUUUUUGUGGAUUAAGCACCCGGCAACAUUUUUGAAGUAUCCAAACAACACAAGUUAUAUGUACCCUCUGUUGAACGCAAGUCCAAGCAACAUAUGGUAAUUAGCUGGUUUAACUUUUGGGUCUUUUCAUGUAUGUAUCAUCAGGGGAUUUUUUUUUGGGGAUAAAAAUUAAGAUAGCCGUUCUUUUAGCUAAAAAUUAAAAUGAAACUGUUUUCCAAGAACAAGGGUCAAAAGGUAGUUCAAAAGGCUGGUUGUUUUGGGUACAAUACUUGUAUGAGUUGACAUUACUGAACUGGGAGAAUAUAAGUCCUACUCUUUCCAGUUUGCUUAGAAGGGAUUAUUUUCAUGUAAAUAUUCAUAUACAUAUCUGUAAUAUUGUAAGGCUUCAUGUGAUAUAGCUCAUGAUUGCUCGUGGAGUGUUAAGUCACAUUGCAUAGUCAUUUGGAUCGCUAUAGUUAGAGUUCCAUGAAUCAUUUAUUGUUUUUUGAUUUUUUUUGUUUUCUGCUCUAUCCGCAAUACAACCUUAGUGGAGCAAAUCUAGAGUUAUUUAUGAAAGGAAACAAUUACUGCACCUGUUAAUACUUGGUAUCUUUUAGAAGCAACCAUGGAAAAACAGAUAUCUAAGAUCAUUUAUUAAAUAUAUUCUCUUUUGUUUCAAUUUGUAAUUCCUUAACUGACAUCCAGAAUAAUGAACUAUGAAAGACUCUAUAAUGCUUGAUCAUGCCAACACGCUUUGUACACUCGUUAUUGAAUAUAUUUAAUACCCAAAUAUUCAUGGAGAUGUUUUCAUGAGAAAUUGCAUUAUAUUUUUAAUUAAAAUUAGGCAUACUUUCAUAGAACAAUGUAAGGUUACCUCCUGUUUUCUUAUCAAUACAUUCUCGUCUUGUUGCUGGUAAUUCCACUUUAUUAUCCUUCAUUAUACAUCUUCACGUGUUGUGUGGUUAGAUACACAAGAGAAAAAGCAGAAAAAACAAAUCCAAGAGGUUAUCCAGUUCCAAGGAUGACUUGUCAUCUUCUGCUUCUUUCUAUCUUUCUAGCAGUCCACAGUUUUUGUCCUCUGAUUCAGAGGUUGAUUAUAGUAGGAAAAAACGUAGGCACUCACGUGAUAUGAAACACGUGAAGACAAGAACUUGGAGAAGAUAUUCAAGCCAAUAUGUCAGUGAGAGUUCACCCCUGUAAAGAAAGAAAACUGUCAAAUAGAAAAAGUCUUGAUUAUGGGAGGAAAGUACGAAAGAGACAAUAGUAUUAGCUCCGUAGGUAGAGAUUCUAAGAGCUUUUCCACUUGCCAAGAUGCAACUAAUAGUGGUAAAUAGAAAGCGAUUAUAAUAUUGAGUUUAAUUAAAAUACAUAAGCAUAUACUGCUUAAGGUUCCAAAUAUUUAUAACUUUAACAAAUUAAUCUUGUCGUAAAAUACCUGACGUCUAAAGAUUUUUUUUUAAUAUAUCUAAGUUUUAAAUUUUUUUAAUUUAAUUAGUAAAGUAUUAUUACUGAUUAAAGAGAGAUAAAUAAAAAGGUAAUAUGAACAAGUAUACUUGUGAUUAAAAAUAUUACUUUAAGUACUUUUGCUAAGCGAUGUCCAAAUGAAGUAGGCUUAAUAAAUAAAUAUAUCUUUUAAUUUGUCUUCUAUCUAAGGCGAAUGUAUCUAGUUAUUUAAUUUGUACAAGUUUAAAAGUCUAUUUAGACAUAUUUAAAAGUGAAGGGCAUAAAUAUUUGCUUAACCUACAUUUAAAACACGUUUAUAUAUUAUGCAAUAAAAUACUGAUAGAUCUUUUUUAUACAUUUAAACAACACUAAAAGAUAGGAUUAGGUGGCUUUGAAGUUAAUAAAACAAAAUAUGCGCCACAUGUAAAAAUAAGCCGGUUUUCUACUUUGUUUUUAUGGAAUUUAACACUCACUUCUGGCUUAACUCCAAAUCCAAAACCCCUCUAAGCCUUGUACCUUCAUCCAUUCUAUAAGAAGGGUUUCGAUUUGGGGAAAUUGAGGCUGUGUGAAGUGAAAAAUGGGGAGAUUAUUUUUGGUUCAUCCUGAAGGCAAAACAUGGAAUUGCAAAUUCUGCGAUGCCAAACUUGGUCACGUUAGUUCACUUGUUACAAAGGUACAAUUUUUCCCCUUUUAAUUAUUUUUGGUUGAUUGACUAGAUCUAGCUAUGUAAAAUCUUGAUCUUUCAAUUUAUAUGGUUUUUGGUACAUCCUGAUCUUUCAAUUUAUAUGGUUUUUGGUACAUCCUGAUCACUUUUUGGUACAAAUAAAAAAUUUCACCUUUUGUAUAGGUAGUAAUGAGUUGUUUUUAUGUUGUUCACUGCAAAUGUAAUGCUUUUCUUGUUAAUUCAGAAGUUUCAAAUUUUACGAAUUUGUCUCAGUUUCAAUUUUUUUUUUAUGAAUUUCUCAAUCCUCAUCAUGAAUUUGAAUUGACCAUUAGGAAAAUGGUUGAUUGAGUUAGGGAUGGUAGUGUGAAGAUUUUAUUUGACUCUAAAAAAUUGUUGUUGAUAUGAUCCAGAAAUGAGUGACUACUUCACUAGAGAUAGAAGUGAUGUGUGAAGACACUUGGAAGCUUUCAAGCAUGUUGGAUCAUGUCGAUAUUAUGUAUAUUCAUAGAUGUUUGAACAAAAUAGUUCAUAGUUUAGCUAGAUUUUUUAUUUGUUUGUUGAAGCAGAUCUCUUGGCAGAGGCUUUUCCCAAGUUGGAUCCUGCAUGAUGCUAAGGUCUUUACGUUGCAGCAGUGGAAGAGCAUACCUGUUCAAUGAAGUGGUAAAUAUAACUUUUGGAGAGGCUGAGGAGAGGACGUUGCUUUCUGGAAUGCACACUGUGAUGGAUAUAUUUUGUGUUCGCUGUGGGCAGAUUGUUGGCUGGAAAUAUGUGAAAUCCCAUGAGGAAAGCCAGAAGUACAAGGAAGGGAAAUUUGUCCUUGAAGGGAUCAGGAUCGUUGAGGGUGAAUUUGAUUCUGAAUUCUACAUUGAUACUCGUUCAAGCUCAAGUGAUGAUGAAGAUGGAGAUACAGUGUAAUUGUGGGAGCUUAGUGCACCGAUUUGCAGAUACUUGUAUCUUGUAGACUUAGCAAAAGAAUAGUUGUAUCUUAUCUGGAGAUCUCCUCAAGUUUGUGGAUGUUUAAACUAAGUUGCUGCAGAAGUGUUUUCUAAUCAAUAUGGGUUGACUUAAGUUAUGAUUUAGUGGUCUUACAUGUU
Messenger RNA from Solanum lycopersicum (tomato), 3959 nucleotides. Lineage: Eukaryota; Viridiplantae; Streptophyta; Magnoliopsida; Solanales; Solanaceae. The record is from RefSeq and is a predicted model, not a curated record.